CGGCAGUGAUGAACGAGCGGGGGGCCCCCCGCCCGUGGCACAGGGAUGAGGAGCCGCACCCAGGAGGGCGUGGCGCGAUGCCCGCCCACCCCCAAGUAGAAUGAGCACCCGGGGAAGGGGCACCCCCCGGCGCCGCCCGGGCUGCUGACCCUCGGCCCGCAGACCACGAAGCCCAGAAGGCCCCCCUGGACCCCUGCCCCCGCAGCUCCACCAUGAGGCUCCUCGUCGCCUCCCUCUUGCUAGCCUGGGUGGCCGCCGCCACCGCCGCGGUGCCCGUGGUGCCCUGGCGGGUGCCCUGCCCCCCGCAGUGCGCCUGCCAGAUCCGGCCCUGGUACACGCCGCGCUCCUCCUACCGCGAGGCCACCACCGUGGACUGCAACGACCUGUUCCUCACAGCCGUGCCCCCCGCGCUCCCCGAGGGGACGCAGACCCUGCUCCUGCAGAGUAACAGCAUCGUCCGCGUGGACCGGGGCGAGCUGGCCUACCUGACCAACCUCACGGAACUGGACCUGUCCCAGAACAGCUUCUCCGACGCCCGCGACUGUGACUUCCGGGCCCUGCCCCAGCUGCUGAGCCUGCACCUGGAGGAGAACCAGCUGAGCCGGCUGGAGGACCACAGCUUCGCCGGCCUGGCCAGCCUGCAGGAACUCUAUCUCAACCACAACCAGCUCUACCGCAUCGCCCCCGGGGCCUUCGCCGGCCUCGGCAACCUGCUACGCCUGCACCUCAACUCCAACCUGCUGAGGGCCAUCGACAGCCGGUGGUUCGAGACGCUGCCCAGCCUGGAGAUCCUGAUGAUCGGCGGCAACAAGGUGGACGCCAUCCUAGACAUGAACUUCCGGCCCCUGGCCAACCUGCGCAGCCUGGUGCUAGCGGGCAUGAGCCUGCGGGAGAUCUCCGACUACGCCCUGGAGGGGCUGCACACCCUAGAAAGCCUCUCCUUCUACGACAACCAGCUGGCCAGGGUGCCCAGGCGGGCCCUGGAGCAGGUGCCCGGGCUCAAGUUCCUGGACUUGAACAAGAACCCGCUCCAGCGGGUGGGGCCGGGAGACUUCGCCAACAUGCUUCACCUCAAGGAGCUGGGGCUCAACAACAUGGAGGAGCUGGUCUCCAUCGACAAGCUGGCCCUGGUGAACCUGCCCGAGCUGACCAAGCUGGACAUCACCAACAAUCCCCGGCUGUCCUUCAUCCACCCCCGGGCCUUCCAGCACCUGCCGCGGAUGGAGACGCUCAUGCUCAACAACAACGCGCUCACGGCCCUGCACCGGCGCACGGUGGAGGCCCUGCCCAACCUGCAGGAGGUGGGGCUCCACGGCAACCCCAUCCGCUGCGACUGCGUCAUCCGCUGGGCCAACGCCACGGGCCCCCGCGUCCGCUUCAUCGAGCCCCAGUCCACCCUGUGCGCCGAGCCCCCCGACCUCCAGCGCCGCCCCGUGCGGGAGGUGCCCUUCCGAGAGAUGACGGGGGACUGCCUGCCCCUCAUCUCCCCCCGCAGCUUCCCCUCCCGCCUCCGGGUCCCCAGGGGGGGGAGCGCCGCCCUGCACUGCCGGGCACUGGCCGAACCCGAACCCGAGAUCUACUGGGUCACCCCGGCCGGGGUGCGACUGACACCCGCCCACGUCAGCCGGCGGUACCGGGUGUACCCCGAGGGGACCCUGGAGCUGCGGAGGGUGACGGCGGAGGAGGCGGGGCUGUACACCUGCGUGGCCCACAACCUGGUGGGGGCCGACUCCAAGACGGUCACCGUGGCCGUGGGCCGCGCCUCCUCCCAGCCGGCCGGGGGCGAGGGCCGGGGACUGGAGCUCCGCGUCCAGGAGACUCACCCCUACCACCUCCUGCUGGCCUGGGUCCCCCCACCCAACGUCGUGGCCACCAACCUCAGCUGGUCCAGCGCCGCCUCCCCCCGGGGCCGGGGAGCCCCAACCCUGGCUCGCCUGCCCCAGGGCGUCCGAAGCUACAACGUCACCCGCCUCCUCCAGGCCACCGAGUACUGGGCCUGCCUGCAGGUGGCCUUUGCCGACGCCCACACCCAGGUGGCCUGCGUGUGGGCCAGGACGAAGGAGGCCUCUCCCUGCCGCGGAGCCCCAGGGGUGCGCCCCGGGCUCCUCGCCGUGCUGGCCCUCGCCGGCCUCCUGCUGGCCGCGGGGCUCGCCGCCCACCGGGGCGCGGGCCGGCCCGGGCCCGGGGCGGGCGGGCGGCCGCUGCUUCCAGCCUGGGCUUUCUGGGGCUGGAGCGCCCCCUCCGCCCGGGUUGUGUCUGCACCCCUCGUCCUGCUCUGGAACCCGGGGAGGCAUCCAUCCAGGCCCUCGGAAGCGGGGAGGCCCUCGCCCCCGCUCCAGCAUUCCUGAAGCGCGGCCGGUACCCAGCGACGCGGGAAGAAUGAGGAGGACUUGUGGGGUUUUGUGUUUUGUAUUUUACCCAAAGGGCCGGGACCUGAGCCCGGCACCCUGGCCCAGAAAGUGGACGGGCCACGUGCUUGAGGCCUGGCAGCUGGACAGGCAGGGCUCUGCCCUGCGGGGACACACCCAUGGCCUCCUGGAAGUGGCUCUUCCGUCCUGCGGGUCCUCCGCUGCCGCUCGGAGGGACAUCCGCGAGGAACAGGAAGGACUCUGGCUGGAGCCUCCACUCCCCCUCCUCUCUGGGGGGCCGCCCAGCCUCUGCUUGGUUGUCUCCUGCCUGCGCCCCCAGGCCCUUGGCCUGCAGGAUGCUCCCCCCUGCUCCCCUUCCCUCUCUUUGUACAGUCGCAGUUGCUUGCGCGUCCCCCCCUCCUGGGCAAGGGCUGAGAAGAGGCCUCUCCUUCCCAUCUCUAGGGGACCCCCCCCACCCCAAAGUGGAAGUGACCUCCAGCUGGAUCUGAUGGACAUUUGGGGAGAGGGCGCCCAGGAUCGCCUCAUCUCGCAGCCUGGGAUCUCGGAAGCUGACUUUCUAUCGGGCAAUUUUGUACCUUUGUGGAGAAAUGUGUCACCUGCCCCCCACCCCCAAAACCCGAUUCACUCUUUUCUCCUGUUUUUUGUAAAAAAUAAAAAUAAACCAUAAUAAUACGACAGUGAUCAAGAAGGGGAAAAGGAAACGAAAGGGAAAAGAGUCCUUGACAUACCAGGUGGCAGGAGAGACCUCUGGGCCCUGGGGUCUCUUCAAAGCCUGGAAGAGGCAGGGGCGUGGGGCUGGGCAGGGAGUAAGAGGGACCACAGGACAGAAUUCACUUUUUGAGUUGGAUUUUGGCCUCUGGAUCUGCUCCAACCCCCACAGCUGUGAGCAGCAGAAACGGCGGGGGUGGGGGGGGAGAGACAAAGAGCAAGAGAGGCUGAGAACCCGCCAAGAGGAGGGAGGGAGAAAGGAGAAUGGAGGAGGCCAGAAGAGGAGUUGGAGAGAGAAAAAAAUGGCGACAAACCCAGAGAUAGAGAGGGCAAGGAAAUUUCCACUGCCAAGCACGGUUCCCCUUCUCCUGCUCUGAUAAGCAAUUAACAUGCCAGUACA
Perognathus longimembris pacificus (Pacific pocket mouse) is the source of this 3477-nucleotide messenger RNA. It is a transcript of the gene Lrrn2, whose product is annotated as leucine rich repeat neuronal 2. Lineage: Eukaryota; Metazoa; Chordata; Mammalia; Rodentia; Heteromyidae. Gene Ontology annotation, molecular function: protein binding. The transcript has a single exon. Gene Ontology annotation, cellular component: extracellular matrix. The coding region runs from base 213 to 2348 and encodes 711 amino acids. The record is from RefSeq and is a predicted model, not a curated record.